Messenger RNA from Botrytis byssoidea, 720 nucleotides. RefSeq lists its product as uncharacterized. The record is from RefSeq and is a predicted model, not a curated record. The coding region runs from base 1 to 720 and encodes 239 amino acids. The transcript has a single exon. Lineage: Eukaryota; Fungi; Ascomycota; Leotiomycetes; Helotiales; Sclerotiniaceae.
AUGUCUCAAAACUCAACUCAAAUUGUUUCUAUGUCUUCUACAUCUCAAGGAAAAAUGAGAGUUAAUCGAACUACUAUGGAAAAUAUCCCACAAGAGUUGUUCGAAAGGAUCUGGGAGAUGGCAGAUACUGGAUUGAGUCGGGACGUCCCUGUUAGCUGCAGACUUGUUGGUAACAGCUUCGAGAUCUUUAGUACAGAAGCAAGAUCCAAUAUCACAGCAUUGGGCAUCCAUCGGCGAUCAAGACAAUGGGUCAACACAGAAAACAACGUAGCAAGGCUUUUGCAGAAAGGCGGGCACAGGGGACCUCACACUCAGGUCAAAUCGCUCUAUCUUGAUCCUAGACGUGACCGAAUCUGCCCAAUCAACGAGUCACAAUGGUCAAGAGAAGCCGUUGAGUUUUUCUACUGGGCUGUGAAAGCCAUCGGAGUCGAGCGCAUCGCUGUUAGUGAUUGCUCUCAUACGCUUGGCAUAGACACCAAUGCUCGAGGACCUUGGGCUUCCUUCUACUGGUGGUCUAGUAUCGACAACUGGAGCUUAACUUUCACAGAAACAUUGAUGUACACGACAAAGAUUGAUCUUGACGUGCAUCAAGGAAUAAAAUUUGUCUAUUGGAAUGGAGCUGCGAUCACUCUGGGUCAUCGCGAAAAGAGAACUCGCGAAGGCCAGAGAUUGAAGGCUCGACUUGCAACCCGAAAACUUCAGGUCGCAGAGAAGAAGUAA